AUGCCGCCCAACUUCCACGGCCCGAAAAAACGACGUCGCGAGCGUUACAAUGUCGAUGUGAAGCUCGUCGAGAUCUAUGAGGACCUGGCCAGCGAGAAAGAUGAGAUCCGGCUCAAGGCUGCGCAAAGCCUCAUCUCGCAGUUCACUCCUGAUCAGAACCCCACCGAUGAGCAAAUCAAGAAGGUGCUGCUGAGACUCUUUCGCGGUCUCUGCAGUAGCCGUAAGGCCGCUCGAAUCGGUUUCUCUAUUGCCUUGACCGAGAUGCUCACCCAGAUCUUUGCUGUUAAGCGCGAGGGCUCGGAGCUUGAGCUGGUGGAUGCACUCCGACUCUGGGAGUCACAGUCAAGCACAUCUAAUAGCGAGUCUGGACAGGAACAACGUGACUACAUCUUUGGCCGUCUGUUCGGUGCCGAAGCCAUUAUCAAAUCCGCUGUCCUUUUCGAACCCCACGCUGUAUACGAACAAUGGCCCAAGGUCCUCGGUCUGGUCUUCGAAAUCGCCCAGAAGAAGCCCUGGCUUCGUGAGGAAUGCGGUUGGAUUGUCUACCGCCUCGUCUACGAUCUUUCCGCUCGCAAUAUGGAUGCUAAGUACCUGGAAGCGGCUUUGGAGGGUUUGUGCUCUCAUGAUCUGGCUCGGUCGCCUGAGGGUGUUGCCGUUUGGCUGGCGGCCAAGGACAUGUUCCCUGCUGCCAAUUUCCCUAACAAGAUCUGGAAGCACGAUGACCCAUUGGAUACGAAGGAGCGCAGCAGCUUGGCAAAAAUCAUGAAGGAGUCUUCCACUGAAGAGGACAAGGGUGAAAACAAGGCUAAGAGUUCUGGUACUUGGAACUCCAAGUUGCACUUUGCCUGGGAUGCGAUUAUCUCGCGAACCAGCGAGACCACCAAGUCGAAGGAAUCUAAAUCCUCUCGCCUGUCUUUUGGUGAAUUCUGGACUGAGAUCGUGGACAACGGUUUAUUCGCCGCCUCAUCAUCUGAUGAACGCAAGUACUGGGGAUUCCUCCUCUUUAACAAAAUCCUCAACGAGGGCUCGCCUCAACAGGCGGCUCAGGUGUUCACCAAGAACCUUGUUCGCUGCUUGACCAACCAACUUGCCGUCGAGGACCGCUAUCUGCACCGCAUGGCUGUCAAGGCCUCCAAGGUUAUUCAAACUCGCGUCUCCAAGGAGCCUGGCUUUGCCGCGGCAGCAGUUAGUGGACUUAUGGGUACUGCUGGAGCUGUGAACUUUGAUCAGGCCACAAAGACAAAGACUAUCGAGAAGAUUGUAGCGGAUGCCAACAAUGAAGCUCUGGCGGAUAUUGUCCCUGUGUUCGGCAAGCUUCUCAGUAACCCUGGUGCGGAUGAUGACAAGACCGCUGCAUCCAACCGUCAAUUCAUUGCUGGUCUCCUUCUCUCAAUCGUGCGCGCAAAGGCGGCAACUGGAAACAGUGACUCUGAAGAAGAUUUCCAAUCGAUCCUAGAGCAGAUUUUGUCUAUCCUUGUCCGAUAUGCAUACUUCCCCAACACCGCCGACGCUUCCACAGCCCCACAACCUGCCCUAUCAGAUGCAACUCAAGAGAUGCUGCGCAACCGUGUCAACUCAUCAUUGAACAGCAUUCUUGCAUGCCAGAAGUAUGCUGCGACAAUCCCAUACGCCGUCGUGAAGCAGAUCCGCGAUGCCAUCAAGUCCGAAGAGUACGGAAAGUUCAAUAUCAACAUGGAUGAUAAGUUGCAGGAUUCAGUGAAGACUGCUUUUAAGUCCUUGAAGAAACUGUCUAGCAAGAAGGGCGAGGCAUCCAGUCUUUCUGCCUUCAAGCUCCUUUACUCCAUGACUGUCCUUCAGGUCUACAGUGCUGAUCCCGAUGCGGUGUCAAUGCUUGAAGAGCUCGAGUUCUGCUACUCAAAGUUCAUGGGCGAGUCAGACUCAAAGAAGCAGGACACUGCCGAUGCAUCUGAUGCACUUGUUGAGAUCCUGCUCAGCUUUGCAUCGAAGCAGUCACAACUUUUCCGCCGCAUGAGCGAGCAGGUCUUUGGUGCAUUUGCUGAUCAGGUCACUGAGAACGGUCUGGAGUCAUUGAUCUCGAUCUUGGAAGCAAAGGAGAGUCUUGCUGGACAGCAAGAAAUGUUUGACGAGCAAGACGAUGAUGAGGAUGACGUCGAAGAAAUUUCAGGUGACGAAGAUGAAGAAAUGGCGGAUGCUUCUGACCUCGACAGCGACGUCGAAGUCGUCGAGGCAGGUGACGCCUCUGAGCCCGAGUCCGAUUCAGACGAAGAAGAGGCCUCAGAUGACGACGAGGAAGACGCCGCUGAAGUCGCUGACUUCGAAGCCAAGCUUGCCGCCGCGCUGGGUACCCACCGAGCCGACAAGGAUCUGACCGCAGAAGAAUCCGACUCAGAUGCUGACAUGAACGACGACGAGAUGGACGCUGUCGAUGAACAACUCGCCAAGGUCUUCCGAGCUCGUUCUCAGGUCACCUCCAAAAUCAAGGACAAGAAACACGCCCGCGAGAAUAUGGUCAACUUCAAGAACCGUGUUCUCGAUCUGAUCGAGAUUUUCGUCAAGAAGUGCCACUCUAGCACCUUAGCUCUUGACCUGAUUCUUCCUCUUCUCCGACUUGCGCGUCGCUCUUCUGUGAAGCAGAUCGCUAGCAAGGCUAAUAAUGUACUCCGCGAGUACACCAAGUUGUGUAAGGGUUCCGCGAUCCCGAAAAUUGAGGAUGAGAAUGAGCCCGUCUGGGAGCUUCUGCGCUCUAUCCAUAAGGAGGCUAGACACAGUGGCCCACCCGCUCAUGCCACUGCUACUAGCCAGGCCAGCUUACUGGUUGUGAAGGUUCUAGUUGCGCAUGAUAAGGCUGCUAUUGCUGGUGUUGUGGAUGUGUAUGCUGACACUCGCAAGGAGCAGCUUUGCAGUACUAAGUGCCAUGUCCAGCCUUCGUUCUUCACUGACUGGAACAACUGGUGUGUUUCAGCCAGCAAGCAGUUGAAGAACUAA
Penicillium malachiteum is the source of this 2967-nucleotide messenger RNA. Its product is annotated as DNA-directed DNA polymerase POL5. The coding region runs from base 1 to 2967 and encodes 988 amino acids. Gene Ontology annotation, molecular function: transcription factor binding; rDNA binding. Gene Ontology annotation, biological process: regulation of DNA-templated transcription. The record is from RefSeq and is a predicted model, not a curated record. Lineage: Eukaryota; Fungi; Ascomycota; Eurotiomycetes; Eurotiales; Aspergillaceae. The transcript has 5 exons. Gene Ontology annotation, cellular component: nucleolus.